UAAAAAUAUCAAAUAUGGCGUUUGUUUUGGUUAAUAUCCAGAUCAUCAACGUUGAUGCCUUCGGAGAUAUUUCAUUAAAAAUAAGUAUAAAACAUAAAGCAACACUACCAGUAGCUGUGAUGGUAUAUGCGAGAUGUAUUGUGACUAUUGUGGGAGAUGCAGAACUUCAGGAGACUCUGUGAUGUCAUAAAGUGCUACAGAAUUAUCAAGAAGCAAUUCAAUGGAGUGAGACACUUGUGUCUUGCAACACAACAGGAAUUUUGAAUAAAUCUAUCUAUAUUUUCAUGUAAUACAAUUUUUAUACCAUUGUCAACAGC
This is a messenger RNA of Acanthoscelides obtectus, 317 nucleotides long. Lineage: Eukaryota; Metazoa; Arthropoda; Insecta; Coleoptera; Chrysomelidae. The record is from the annotation of a GenBank genome assembly.